Messenger RNA from Hirsutella rhossiliensis, 687 nucleotides. RefSeq names its product EF-1 guanine nucleotide exchange domain-containing protein. Gene Ontology annotation, molecular function: translation elongation factor activity; guanyl-nucleotide exchange factor activity. The transcript has 4 exons. The record is from RefSeq and is a predicted model, not a curated record. Lineage: Eukaryota; Fungi; Ascomycota; Sordariomycetes; Hypocreales; Ophiocordycipitaceae. Gene Ontology annotation, cellular component: cytosol; eukaryotic translation elongation factor 1 complex. Gene Ontology annotation, biological process: translational elongation. Bases 1 to 687 code for a protein of 228 amino acids.
AUGGGCUUCGCCGAAUUUCUUUCCGAUGCUGGCCUGAGCAUGCUCAACAGCUGGCUGCUCACCCGCUCCUAUAUCGCCGGUCAUUCCCCCUCCCAGGCCGACGUCGCCUGCUUCAAGGCCCUCAAGUCCGGCCCCGACGCGGACAAGUACCCCCACGCCGCCCGCUGGUACAAGCACAUUGCCACCUUUGAGGACGAGUUCAGCUCCCUGUCCGGCGACUCCAGCAAGCCCUACACCGUCUACGGCCCCGACGCCGCCGCCGUGACCCUCAACCCCGCCAAGGCCCCCGCCGCCGCCGAUGACGACGACGACGUCGACCUGUUUGGCAGCGACGAUGAGGAGGACGCUGAGGCCGUGCGCGUCCGCGAGGAGCGUCUGGCCGAGUACCGCAAGAAGAAGGAGGCCAAGCCCAAGACGACGGCCAAGUCCAUUGUCACCAUGGACGUCAAGCCCUGGGACGACGAGACCGACAUGGCUGCCCUCGAGGCGUCUGUCCGUGGCAUCAACAAGGACGGCCUCGUCUGGGGCGCCUCCAAGCUUGUCACCGUCGGCUUCGGCAUCAAGAAGCUGCAGAUCAACCUGGUCGUCGAGGAUGACAAGAUCUCCCUCGACGAGCUCCAGGAGGAGAUCCAGGAAUUCGAGGACUACGUCCAGUCCUCCGACAUUGUCGCCAUGCAGAAGCUCUAA